Messenger RNA from Hyla sarda, 2580 nucleotides. RefSeq lists its product as uncharacterized. The record is from RefSeq and is a predicted model, not a curated record. The coding region runs from base 724 to 2151 and encodes 475 amino acids. The transcript is spliced from 2 exons. NCBI's taxonomy places the organism in Eukaryota, Metazoa, Chordata, Amphibia, Anura, Hylidae.
UAACCCUCUUUCUUUGCUGCUACACUUCAGAUAAGUACCCAUUCUAUUCCAUACUUAUUGCAGUGUAUAGUGAAUAUAUAUUUUACUAUAUUGUAUAUUUCCUAUUUUCCAUUAUCAUUCAUUAACCCAUACUUUCAUUGCAUAUCUUCUAUUCACUCCUUUUAUUCCUUUUUUCUCUUUCCCUUCCGUUUGCUGUUAACAUUACUGUUCCGUUCCUAAUCUUUCCCUCUUAUCUAUAACUCCUGUUAUCACCGGCGACCCCUCUGCUAGGUCACAGUUUUCUCUUCACACACACAGCCUUUCUCCCUCAUGCGAGCGUAAUCUUGCAGACACAGCGUAGUGUCGCGAGAUUUGGUCUGAAGUGGUGAUCACUUCAAACCACUCCCGCCUUUCUCCUGUCAGACGCGUCUUCACCUCACAGCAGCUCACAGCUCAGUCACUGUCUCCUCAGUCCAGCCAGUGCUCCUGCAGUGUAUUUAUAUAUAUAUAUAUAUACUCCUUUCUAUUUUAACUGUCCUUUUCAGGACAGUUUAUAGAGAAUUAUUUGCUAUUCUUUUAACAGUCAUUCACUAUAAUAUUAAUUGUUAAUUCAUUAUUUUAUAAACUGGGUCACUUCUCACUGGUUAUAGCCUAGUUUACCUACAUAUAGAGUACUCUAUUAUACUUCAAAUAUAUAUAUUGUUUCUUUUGGUCACUGACUGAAUUAAUUAAUUCUUAAAUAGGAUGGAGGCUUCUAACCCUGAAACAAUGUCUAAUGACCAAAUUCAAUUAUUAGUGGACCACUCUGUUUCUAGGUCCGUACAUUCUGCUGUUAAUAAUGCUAUGGCAGCUAUGCAGGAAUCUUUAGUCAAAUCUGUUGCUAUGGCUAUCUCUCAAACGUCUGCACAUAAAGAACAUCAGACGCAGCAGGCUAAAAAAUGCUCUGCAAAAAGGAGACAUGUAUCUCAUGACAACCUCCUUGCUAAUAAACAAAGGAAAAUAGUUACCAGUGCCAGAGGUUUACAAACUAAUGCUGAUUUGCCUUCCACCAGUAACCAUGAACAUGAUGCGGAAAAAUCCCAUCCCAUACCCUCUACCCGGGAGGAGAACUCUAAUAAACGGGUCACUUUUGCCUCAGAUACUGUUAACCCCUCGGACUACUACGAGAUUAAUGAGGGUGAUGAUACUGUUUUAUAUGAGGAUGAAAAUGAUAUGGCAGACAAUUACUCCGAAUUGUCGGAUGUUGAAGACCCCUCAUAUGUACCUGAAAAUAAUGAGGGUGUAGACAUUUAUUUUGAUAGUUCUAAUAAUUUUUCUGAGUCCACCAUCCUAGAUGGUCAAGGACUUCCCUUUUUUGACCCCUCCCAAAUAGUACAUCCCAGAUCUGGGGAGUGGACGCCUAAUCCCGAAAUAGAGGAAUUCAUAUCUUAUUGGAUAAGAAAAAGUUUGGACAGUAAAGAUAGAAAUAAACUUAGAGCAGAGUGUCCAAGACCCACAUUACCCUUGAAUGCUGCCCAAACACCCGAACUAGAUCCAAUUCUAGUAAGAUAUAUUCAAAAAUCGGGUAAAAAUCCCAAAAAAGGUAUGGACCGAAAUUUCAAAAUUUGCCAGGACAAAUUUUUAGAUUUAUUAGGCCCCCUGACAAAAAUUAUGGAAAUUACUGAGAAUGCUUAUAAUUCUGGCACUAUGGUGGAUGCUAACACCCUUAGGGGUUGGAUACAGAGGGCUAUAUGCCUUUUUGGUAACAUUAAUGAAGCUUUCUGUACUGAAAGGAGACGAUCAAUAUUAUUAAAGCUAGAUCCUCAAUUGACCCACUUAGCUACCACUCAACCUCCUUCCCCCACAGGAGGUUUUCUCUUUGGAGAACAGUUUAUUAAAGAAAUAUCGAAAUACGUGGGCCUUUUCUCAUCACUAGACAAAGCCCAGUCAUCCCUCAAAAAAGUUUUCCCCUCAAAAAUUUUUGGAAGGGCCGGGAGAAGUAGGGGCCGUUUUCCCGGCCGAUAUCCCCAAUAUAGAGCACAAUAUAGAGGCCCCUCUUACCAGACAGACAGAGCUUCCUUCCACAUCCCUCCCCCUCAACCACAACCACAACCCUUCUUCCCUUACCGGGCACGUCCAUGGAGACCGAGAGGACAACGAGGAUACACACGUUCCAGACCCCAAGCCUACUAAUCGCCAGGACAUGUGGACCUAUCUGGGUUAUUUCUGUUCCUUUUGGAUCAUCUUCUCGUUCCUUGUUCAAGUUUUUCUUCAGAUUCACAGAUGAAUGAACAUUUCCGUUUGACGGAGGCUUCCUUUCAGAAAAAUUUCAGUCUUCAAGUUGUUCCAGUUUCAUAGACUUUAGCAUAUAUUUUUCUUCAUAUGAACGUUCUUUUUAAGUGGCUCAUCAAAGAAAGAGGGUUAGUUGUGUUAGUGCAGGGUUUAUAUUACCUGGGCCGUAUGCUCAUUGGGUACUACUAGAUACAGCAUGCUAGGUUGUACUACCUAUGAUUAACACCUGUACAUUUGUGUACCUCAAAGUUUUUCUUGUUAACUAUUGAAAAAACGUUUUAAUGUUGCUGCUAUAUUUCCCGCAGUAAAGAAAGAAAUGCACUAUAAUGC